Nannizzia gypsea CBS 118893 is the source of this 1500-nucleotide messenger RNA. Its product is annotated as ribosome assembly protein RRB1. Gene Ontology annotation, molecular function: protein binding. The transcript has 3 exons. The record is from RefSeq and is a predicted model, not a curated record. The coding region runs from base 1 to 1500 and encodes 499 amino acids. NCBI's taxonomy places the organism in Eukaryota, Fungi, Ascomycota, Eurotiomycetes, Onygenales, Arthrodermataceae.
AUGCCAAAGCGUGGUGUAGAGGCCGAAGAGGCCAGCGGGGCGCUGAAAGCUGGUGACCGGCCUAUGGAAGACGCCCCGCCAGACGAGAUAGGGGAGUUCGAGGAUGAAUUUGAAGACGAGUUCGAGAGUGAAGAUGAGAUCAUAGAAGCCGGAGUUGACGGCCGGCCAGAUGCAGAGCGUGAAGCUGAAGAGCAAAGGGAUGCAAUGGAAGUGGACAAACAAACAUUUAUCCCCGGUAGAACGAAGCUGGCUCCUGGAGAGACUCUAUCACCUGAUCCAUCCACUUAUGAUAUGCUUCAUACUCUUAGCACACCGUGGCCGUGCCUAUCAUUCGACAUUGUCAGAGAUAGCUUAGGUGGUAAUCGAAAACUAUAUCCAGCAACCGUGUAUGCAGUUUCUGGUACACAGGCGGACUCGAGGAGGGCGAAAGAGAACGAGCUUAUGGUGCUCAAGUUAAGCGGGCUAAGCAGAAUGGAACGCGAACGUAAUGACGACUCGGACGAUGAAUCAGAUUCAGACGACGAUUCCUCUUCAGAACCCAUACUCGAGUCAAAGUCGAUACCUCUCAAUUCCACAACUAACCGGAUUCGGUCGCACCAGACACCACAUGCCUCCGGGGACCCAACAAAGCCGCCUCAGACCCUUGCAGCGUGUAUGUUAGAGAAUACACAGGUUGUUAUCCAUGAUGUGUCGCAACAUUUGGCCAGUUUUGACAAUCCAGGAUUGAUAAUCCCUCCAUCAGCAGCUAAACCAUUAUCCACGCUACGAAUGCAUAAAUCGGAAGGUUAUGCCCUUGACUGGUCUCCUCUUUACCCUCUAGGGAAACUUCUUACAGGCGACAAUGAUGGCCUGAUAUACGUCACUACUCGGUCGGAGGGUGGUGGGUGGGUUACUGAUUCCCGGCCGUUUGUGGGACAUUCAUCAUCUGUGGAAGAAAUUCAAUGGUCACCUAAUGAGAAGAAUGUGUUUGCAUCCGCCAGCAGCGAUGGGACCGUAAAAGUGUGGGAUGUUCGGUCUAAAUCUCGAAAGCCAGCAGUUGACGUGAAGAUCUCAAAUACAGACAUAAAUGUCAUGAGUUGGUCGAAGCAGACUUUCCACCUUCUCGCUACAGGUGCUGAUGAUGGUCAGUGGGGUGUUUGGGAUUUAAGACAGUGGAAACCCGAGCCUUCGAAUGCUGGAUCUUCUCAGAUCAAAGCAGAGGCGGUCGCUUCGUUCGAUUUCCACACGGAGCCAAUUACCAGUAUCGAAUGGCAUCCAACUGAUGACAGCGUUGUUGCUGUUAGCUCUGCGGACAAUACCCUUACACUUUGGGAUCUUGCGGUCGAGCUAGACGACGAGGAGUCCCGAGAGGAGGCUGGUUUGGCUGACGUCCCAUCACAACUGCUGUUCGUACAUUACAUGGAGAUGGUAAAGGAGUUGCAUUGGCAGGAGCAGAUGCCGGGUACAAUCAUGGCUACUGGUGGUAAUGGUUUCGGUGUUUUCAAAACUAUCAGCGUUUAA